AUGGUCGUAUCCGUGGUCAGGUCCGUGGUUGUGUCCGUCUCCGUGCUCGUGGGUGUGUCUGUGGUUUUGUCUGUGGUUAUGUCUGUGUCCAUCUCCGUGGUUGUGUCCGUGGUCGUGUCCGUCCGUGUCAGAGCUGUAGUGAACCAUAACAUCAGGACACCUCCGUAUCAAAGGAAGAGCCCGGAUUUAUGGAGCCGUCUGGAGGAAGGGCCCGGGCCAUGCAUCAGUCUGACAGCGGGGGGUGGGGGCAGAGCUGCGGAGGCUGUGAGUGCCGAGGCUGGCCACUGGGGGGCAGUGUUGUACAGGGGGAAUGCAGCUGAGAAUAAUGGGGGAGAGCGAGGAGGGCAGAGGGAGGAAGGACGAGUGAGAGGGCAGAGGGAGGAGGCAGAGAGGAGGGAGAGAGAGAAGACAGAGAGAGGAGGCAGAGAGGAGGGAGAGAGAGAAGACAGAGAGAGGAGGCAGAAAGAGGAGGCAGAGAGAGGAGGCAGAGAGAGGAGGCAGAGGGAGGAGGCAGAGAGAGGAGGCAGAGUGAGGAGGCAGAGGGAGGAGGCAGAGAGAGGAGGCAGAGAGAGGAGGCAGAGGGAGGAGGCAGAGAGAGGAGGCAGAGUGAGGAGGCAGAGGGAGGAGGCAGAGGGAGGAGGCAGAGAGAGGAGGCAGAGAGGAGGGAGAGAGAGAAGACAGAGAGAGGAGGCAGAAAGAGGAGGCAGAGAGAGGAGGCAGAGAGAGGAGGCAGAGGGAGGAGGCAGAGAGAGGAGGCAGAGUGAGGAGGCAGAGGGAGGAGGCAGAGAGAGGAGGCAGAGAGAGGAGGCAGAGGGAGGAGGCAGAGAGAGGAGGCAGAGAGAGGAGGCAGAGGGAGGAGGCAGAGGGAGGAGGCAGAGAGAGGAGGCAGAGAGGAGGGAGAGAGAGAAGACAGAGAGAGGAGGCAGAGAGAGGAGGCAGAGGGAGGAGGCAGAGAGAGGAGGCAGAGGGAGGAGGCAGAGGGAGGAGGCAGAGAGAGGAGGCAGAGAGAAGGGAGAGAGAGAAGACAGAGAGAGGAGGCAGAGAGAGGAGGCAGAGAGAGGAGGCAGAGGGAGGAGGCAGAGGAAGAAGGCAGAGAGAGGAGGCAGAGAGAGGAGGCAGAGGGAGGAGGCAGAGAGAGGAGGCAGAGAGAGGAGGCAGAGGGAGGAGGCAGAGGGAGGAGGCAGAGGGAGGAGGCAGAGAGAGGAGGCAGAGAGGAGGGAGAGAGAGAAGACAGAGAGAGGAGGCAGAAAGAGGAGGCAGAGGGAGGAGGCAGAGAGAGGAGGCAGAGGGAGGAGGCAGAGGGAGGAGGCAGAGAGAGGAGGCAGAGAGAGGAGGCAGAGGGAGGAGGCAGAGAGAGGAGGCAGAGAGAGGAGGCAGAGGGAGGAGGCAGAGAGAGGAGGCAGAGAGAGGAGGCAGAGAGGAGGGAGAGAGAGAAGACAGAGAGAGGAGGCAGAAAGAGGAGGCAGAGGGAGGAGGCAGAGAGAGGAGGCAGAGGGAGGAGGCAGAGGGAGGAGGCAGAGAGAGGAGGCAGAGAGAGGAGGCAGAGGGAGGAGGCAGAGAGAGGAGGCAGAGGGAGGAGGCAGAGGAGGAGGCAGAGGGAGGAGGCAGAGAGAGGGAGGCAGAGAGGAGGAGGCAGAGAGAGGAGGCAGAGAGAGGAGGCAGAGGGAGGAGGCAGAGGGAGGAGGCAGAGAGAGGAGGCAGAGAGAGGAGGCAGAGAGGAGGGAGAGAGAGAAGACAGAGAGAGGAGGCAGAGAGAGGAGGCAGAGGGAGGAGGCAGAGAGAGGAGGCAGAGGGAGGAGGCAGAGGGAGGAGGCAGAGGGAGGAGGCAGAGGAAGAAGGCAAAGAGAGAAGGAUAGAGAGAGGAAGCAGAGGGAGGAGGUGGAGAGAAGGAAGAGAGAGGAUGGAGGGAGGAGACAGAGAGAGAAGACAGAGAGAGAAGGGUAA
This is a messenger RNA of Knipowitschia caucasica, 1944 nucleotides long. The record is from the annotation of a GenBank genome assembly. Lineage: Eukaryota; Metazoa; Chordata; Actinopteri; Gobiiformes; Gobiidae.